GGAGAAGACCAGGGCUGCGGGGAACGAGGCCGCCUCUUCCCCUUUAAGCUCUCGCUGCUCUUCUAUGCGGUGCCUAUUUUUAGCUCGUCCUCUUGGUAGCAUCCAGCUCUGCCCUCUAUUUCUCCGCGCUCUCUCCCCUCCAUCCCCCCCCGGUGGUAGGUUCCGCUCGGCGGCGGCGGGGGGACUGAGCAUGUCCGAAGCCGCUCGGCAGCGGCCGCCGCGCGGGGGCUGCGCUCGCGCGCCGCGCUCGCCGGGCGGGAAGGAGGGCGCGCGGCGGGGGGCCGCGUGAGGGAGGCGCGUGCCGCUGCUGCUCCGCGGCGCCCGCCGCCGCCGGCCGCAAGUCAACAGGAACAGCCUUUUGCAGCACUGUGCAUUCCUAAAGGCAGAAGGAGCCUGCACCAUCAUGUUUGGCACCAAGAGAUUAAAGAAAAAGUCCCAGUCGGUGGAUAUUAGUGGGCCAGGAUGCAACCCAGUGGCAGCUGAAGCUCAGACACCUCAGCCCAGUAAGUCUUUGCCUGCCACUCAGACAGCUACUGCUGAGGAGGAGCAGAACAACACGGCAAACACCCAGAGGCGCCAUCCACGCAGGAGUGAGUUGAAGAGAUACUACACCAUUGACCCUGGCCAGAAGAAGACCUCAGACAAGAGAGAUGGGCGACGAAUGUCCUUUCAAAAGCCCAGAGGAACUCUUGAAUACUCUGUGGAGUCCAGAGAUACUUUAAACAGUAUUGCCUUGAAAUUUGAUACAACACCCAAUGAGCUGGUUCAGUUAAAUAAGCUUUUCUCCAGAGCAGUCGUUCCUGGACAGAUUUUGUAUGUUCCUGACCCAGACUACAUUUCUAGUGUGGACAGCUCCCCCUCUCUAAGUCCUAUAAGUCCCUUAUCACCUACAUCUUCCGAAGCAGAGCUUGACAAGGCUGCAGUAAAUGAUCCAGAUGGAAUCCCACAGAAGGAGUCAGCUGCUUCACCAGCACACGUGUGUGCUCGUCCUACAAGAGUGGUAUCCUCCACCUCGGAAGAGGAGGAAGCAUUCACAGAGAAGUUCCUAAAAAUUAAUUGCAAGUACAUCACUAAUGGCAAGGGUACGGUCAAUGGUGUGCUGCUAGUGACACCAAAUAAUAUCAUGUUUGAUCCUCACAAGAUGGAUCCUCUGGUCCAGGAGAAUGGCUGUGAAGAGUAUGGCAUCAUGUGUCCAAUGGAAGAAGUGAUGUCAGCUGCUCUGUAUAAGGAAAUUGUGGACAGCAAAAUCAAGGAUUCAUUAACAAUAGAUGUAGAACAGCUGUCUGUAAGGGAACUUUGCCAUUCCAAGAAAGCUGCAAAGAGCAAUACAGAUGAAGUGGAUUCCAGGAUUCGGGAUCCAGGCAAUGACAGUGCCAGUACUGCCCCGAGGAGCACAGAGGAAUCUCUUUCAGAAGAUGUCUUCACAGAAUCAGAACUCUCUCCAAUCCGUGAGGAACUCGUUUCCUCAGAUGAGCUUCGACAAGACAAGUCUUCUGGAGCAUCAUCAGAAUCUGUCCAAACAAUAAACCAGACUAGUUCUGAAUGUUUAACAAUCAUUGCAGACUCCACUGAAGCUGCUAGUGACUUAAAACCCAACACUGAAUUGCUUGCAAAUGUCAAACAGUUUGGUACCCACAGCUUGGGUUCAGAAAGUUCUGGAAUGUCUGCAAAGGGGGGAAAAGAGCCUAGGGAAAAUAGCGGAGAUGUCCCCCAGCCUUCACAGGGGUCACAUGGCAGUGAAGAACGCAACAAAGAGGCAGAAGUGGGCAGCAAUCAAGAUUCCUCACUGGGGAAAAAACCCAAAGCAGACAGUAAGGCGGGAGAGGAACGUCUGCCUUGUGAAGAUACCACAGCAUCGCAAAAGGAAGAGCUAACCAGCGAGGCAAAAGCGCUGGGAGUGCUGACGCAGGACUCGGAGACAGAAGUUGAGGAACUCCGCAAACUCUGGAAGAGCCACACUAUGCAACAAACCAAGCAGCAGAGAGAGAACAUGCAGCAGGACUCACAAAAAGAAGUUACUCAGAAAACUGUGACUGUGGGAGAUGGACAGUUCGAAGGCUCUUCUCUCACAAAGGAGAAGAGGCGCCCCCGGUCUCACAAGUUCCUGCGGCUGCGCGUUGGGAAGCCCAUGAGGAAGACGUUCGUGUCGCAGGCAAGCGCGACAAUGCAGCAGUACGCACAGAGGGAUAAAAAACACGAGUAUUGGUUUGCUGUGCCCCAGGAGAGGACAGAUCACUUGUAUGUCUUCUUUAUCCAGUGGAGUCCAGAGAUAUAUGCAGAGGAUACUGGGGAGUCUCUUCGGGAGCCUGGAUUUAUAGUGGUAAAAAAGAAGGAAGAGCCUGAAACUAGCGAAGAAUCUACUACUGAUACUGCUGAAGAUGCUGCUAAAGAGUGGGAGGUAGUGUCAGUGGCUGAGUAUCACCGCAGGAUCGAUGCUCUAAAUAGCGAAGAACUGCGCACACUCUGCAGACGUCUCCAGAUAACAACAAGAGAAGACAUCAGUUCAAAACAGGCAACAAAUACCAAACCAGACCUGGAGCCUGAGGCAUUCCGGCCAAACCUUAGUGAUCCCAGUGAACUAUUACAGCCAGAUCAAAUUGAAAAGCUCACAAAAUCUCUUCCACCACGGACCAUCGGCUAUCCAUGGACUCUUGUCUACAGUACUGCAAAGCAUGGCAUGAGCUUGAAGACCCUGUAUCGAACUAUGCAAGGAUUAGACACACCUGUGCUGCUGGUUAUCAAGGACAGUGAUGGACAGGUUUUUGGUGCACUAGCAUCUGAACCUUUCAAAGUGAGUGAUGGCUUUUACGGCACUGGGGAGACCUUUAUGUUCACUUUCUCUCCAGAGUUUGAGGUUUUCAAGUGGACAGGAGACAACAUGUUUUUCAUCAAAGGAGACAUGGACUCCCUUGCUUUUGGUGGAGGAGGAGGGGAGUUUGCUCUUUGGCUCGAUGGUGAUCUCUACCAUGGAAGAAGUCAUUCAUGUAAAACAUUUGGGAAUCACACACUUUCUAAGAGAGAAGACUUCAUUAUUCAAGACAUAGAAAUAUGGGCUUUUGAAUGAGUAUGUAACUAUUUCUGCAGGGUGUUGUCCCAAACCUGACACGAAUCAGUGCAGCUCAGAAAUCCCUAGGAGCAAUAUAAUGCAUCAUUUUACCAUGCUGGUUUUUUUAAGAAGUCUUCAGUGUGGCCAUCUAGUUAUUUUUUGAAUAGCAGACUUCUUUUCAUGCUGUCACAUCUGUCAUGUACUGUUCUACCUUUUCUAAGCUGUAGACCCUUCUACAAAACACAGACCGUGUGGACUGAAAAUGGACAUCAUUUACUUGGAGCCUUGCAGCCUGCAAAGCUUUCUUACCCUUAUUACAGUUGCCUCCCCAGUUUCCCACACACACCUUUCUGCUCUCCUGCAAGGGGGCUGCUUCAUUGAAUAUAGGUUACUAUUUUUGUAUUCAGAUUGUCUAUGAAUGAAGUUGCCCUCUGAACCUACAGAAGAAGAAAGCUGCGUGUGGGUACUUCAGCAGUACUCAGAGAUUGGUCUGGAGCACUGGUGGGUUCAUUCCUCAGGAGCCACAGAGGAGCCCUGGCAUUCCUGCUGAGCACUUAGCAGUACACACGUGGUGAAGCUGGAAGAUCUCCAGAGUCAGCAGUGCCACUUGUCUGUUCAUUGUUGAUGUUGAAACCAGUCAUUUCAGUUGUAGCUGCACACUGAUGGUGUUCAGGAGUGGUUUGCACACGCUGUCCAUGCUCUGCAGGUUUGGGACACAUACUGGGACGGUACUGAGCUACGUGGCAAGGACUUACAAACUAGCAAAGGGGAUGGAGAGAUUGCAGCGGUUCCACACAAUCAAAAGGCUAAAGCAAGUAAAACUUGGUGAACAAUUUUUAUCUGUAUUAGGGCAUUAAAAGUACAGAACCAGAUGCAUCCUUCUUCAACAUAAAGUGUCAGAUAUAUGCUGUUAUACUGUUGUAGCCGUGUAGCACAUCAACUCCAAGAGUAUAGCUUAUUUCUGUCCAAAGAGCAAAAAAACCCUAGUUGUGCUGUUUUUGAGUGGGUCUAUGUUGUAAAUACCCAGUUAGCACCAGCUCUGACUACAAUGAGAUAAUGUACUAUAGGUAGAGCAUAUUGUAACUCAGUAGACUCGUGGAAUAUGCAAACUCCCUGUCUGUGACCUCAAACCAAACCGACCGCUCGAGUCCAGUCCCAGUAGCUCUUGGUCACUUCUGUAGAACUGAUAAACGCCAGCGUGGCAAUAACAGCUCAAUCAAACUUUGUUUCAAAGCUUUUAUUCUAUGUUCUGCAAAAAAAAAAAAUCACAAAAAAAAACUACUACUUGCUGUUAAGUGUGACAGUGACUGACUUUGUGCUGAAAUUUCAGCUAUUUCAGAUGAACAGUGUAUAUUCUCUUGUAAAUUAAUGUUUAAAGUAGUUUUGUUAUCCUAGGAGAGUGUUGGCUGAGGGGUUGCUUCUAGCACUUUAAAUUAUUCUAGCAAUGGAAUACAAGCCCAAUGGGUUGGCUUCAGUAGCUGUAGUUGUAUAGUAUUUCCAAAAACAUUGACAUCUCUGGGAGGUUUUCAAGAACCAUUGGCAGAGAGCUUACCGCUGCGGGAGCGAGGAAGAGGGCAGCUGUUCCAUCUAUAACAUGCUGAUGCUCAAUAUGAUUAGGAAUACAGGGCUCUGUCUCUCUGUGUAUAGCUCUUGAUCCUUAUUAGAACUUAGUGCAGCAUCUAGACUAAAUGUUUACAGAAUAAGGAAACUGUAAAUAAACUGAAAUGGCUUUUCUCCCCUUUGGUCUUCCACAGCAGUAUUAUUGUCUUUGUGGAGUUCAGACUACGAUAACAACAGCAACAAAAAUCCUGUAAUGGAUUUGAAGUACUAUAAGGUCACAGUGUAUAGCAAAUAAAUCUAAAUAUAUGUACAAACAAACCUGAGUUGGAGUUUAUUGAGAAGUUGGAGUU
Molecule: messenger RNA, 4956 nt
Organism: Dryobates pubescens (Downy woodpecker)
Lineage: Eukaryota; Metazoa; Chordata; Aves; Piciformes; Picidae
Gene: OXR1
Product: oxidation resistance 1
Exons: 17
Coding region: 404-3064 (886 amino acids)
Biological process (GO): response to oxidative stress
Cellular component (GO): nucleus
Source: RefSeq, a predicted model, not a curated record